UCCUGGUAACCAUGAAGUUUGACGAUAUCCUGGAGAGGGUGGGGGAGUUUGGGUUCUACCAGAAGCGGCUUUAUAAAAUAAUGUGCAUCUCGUCUACCACUGUGGGCUGUCUGAUGAUGAUGUUUGUUUUCACCACGCACACACCGUCGCACAGAUGUAAAAUUCCUGGCUACGACAAUGAUACACAUCUUGAGCAAAAUGAGAACCACAGACAGUUGAUAAACUGGUCUAUUCCACUUCCUGAGGAUACACACUCGGUUCUGAAAUAUGACAGGUGUCACGUGAUACAACGCGAUGAAUCCAAUGUAACUCGACUUUUCAAAUGCAGCGAAUGGGUGUACGAUAGGUCUGUGUUCGAAGAAACAUUUACGUCUAAGGUUAGCACUGAUGAUAAUCGUGUAAUCCUGACGUUUUAAUUCACUAUAAGUAUUCUAGGUACAUGCUUUUUUUUUACCUUCAUAAUGAAUGAUAUGUUUGGUAGCGGGUGUGUUAUAAUUAAAAUGGAUGUAAGAGACAACUUUAAUAUUUCAUUUACAAUUCACCUUACGUUUCUGAACCUUCAUAUUAUGGACACAGGCUUAUCAUGAAGAGUCUUAUGGUAUGCAUAUAAACCACGAGAAUUGUCUUGUCACAAACUGGAAAAUAGGCAUAAACACUAUUUGGUAUAUGACUUAAUACAUGAUCUAAGGAAUUGUGCUAAUUUUCAUUAACUUUCUUUGAAACAAUAUCUUGUAAACUUGGGUAAUUUUUUUUCCGGAGGAAAUCCAAAGGCAAUAGAGUCAUGAUUUGAGUCGAGGCUUGUAGAUUUCCUUUUCUGAACGUUUAUUAUGUAUUUUCAACUGAAAAGGAACAUGCUAAAUGCAAACUCUCUUGUAAGAUACUUACACAUCCUGAUGGAUAACCGAUAGCGU
Ostrea edulis (European flat oyster) is the source of this 911-nucleotide messenger RNA. Its product is annotated as solute carrier family 22 member 1-like. The coding region runs from base 12 to 416 and encodes 134 amino acids. The transcript has 2 exons. The record is from RefSeq and is a predicted model, not a curated record. Lineage: Eukaryota; Metazoa; Mollusca; Bivalvia; Ostreida; Ostreidae.